CUCGCGCCCGGCGUCAUGUCGUGGAUCCUCUCGCGCCUCUGUUGCUGUCCGAAAAAGGGAGAUAUAGUUGAUAAAAAAGGUCCUUUCGGGAAGUUUAACCUAGAUGUGGCUGGAGCAGCGGAGCAGGCUGAUGGUUCAGAGACGGUGACUCCAAAGGAACACCUAGGGAGUUCUAAGCUUAUGAAGAAAGAACUUGAAACUGUGCAUAAGGAGAUGCCAGAGGUGCUCCAGGACAAUUUAACUGCCCAAAGCCUUGAAAAAGCAAAAUCUCCUUAUGAUCAACAAUGUACUGGAAUGAAUGAGGUCCUGGAGAUGAUCCGUAAUGGUGUUUCUCUUAGACGCAUCACCAAGGUACACAAGGACAAUUUUCAAUCAGAUGAGGAGGAGCCUCAAACCAGUGACCAAGCUGCGCCGGAACUUCACAGUAUCUUGAAGAAACGUAGGGAAUGUUCAGAGAAAUGCGUUUCAGAUACUUCAGUGAAAGAGAACCCUGUUGACACUGCGGUUCGAGGCCAGGAAUCUCCAUGGGAUCAUCCAGGCCUGAGGCAAAGCCCAAGGCAAAAUGCCCUUGGUGGUCACUGCCAAGUUAACGAGUAUGAAGAGGAUGGGGGCGUAGAGCGUGCAUCCUGUAAUGGUGAUGGAAGCAGCACUGCAAGCAUCCUGCCUCUUUGUACGCCCUUGGACCAAGGACAAGAGGACUGGACGUUGCAGUGUUCUUGUCCGGAGAGCUCUCUUCCUGUUAGCUCUAUGGAUACCCCCUCAGUGGACAACUUGUCCUCUCCUGGCAGCGAAUCUCCUCAGGAGGAAUUGUCUGCCUGCCCUGGGGUGAAUCGCACCAAUGCAGGGGGUGAGGACAGUGAAUAUGGCAAAAAUCCAGACUCAAGGCAAAGUCAUGACCAUUGUUUUCUCAGUUCUACAAACCAGAGCCCGUUACAGGAGCACCUGGACUUGGGAAAGGAGAGCACACUUGGGCUCAAGGCUACACGGCUUCCGGAGUCCAUGGGCGCUCACAGUGAUCACUUUGUACAUUUUGUAGGGGACAAUUUAAGCCAUGAAGAAUCAAGCUCUUUGGUCAGCAGCGAUACCCCCCCAUCUCUUAGCUGUGUUGGCACAACACUUACUGAAACUGUUCUCAACCUCUCUGACCAUCCAGUUCAGUUUGUCCUGCUGCAUGACAUGAAGCCUCAGCAGGUCGUGGCUAGUGAACAAAUGGAUGGGGAUCGGGUGCCAGGGCGCAGGGUGUUCAGGAUUUUAGAAAGCUUGAAUGGCCAGUAGCACAAGUGCCUCCUUCGCUCACUUUGUUUUUCUAGACUUAAGCAAACAAUCUGCUCUCCGACAAGCCUCAGCUCUUACUCUCAAAGGAGCUCUUUAACAGGAGAAGUGAUUGUUACUUAACACAAAUCACUGCUGUGACGUGCAAUAAUAGCCAGCCAGUACCAGUCUUUCCUGCACUGGAUAUUUCCUGAAAAUCUGACUGGUCGACCAGGCGUUUACACCGGCAUGCUGCCAAUUCCUCACUUUUGCAGAACAUUCUGAAAUGUAUGAACCUUCAGUCUAUGUUGGCACUUUAGCACUUGAGCACAUUUCCAUUGUUGAACUAAUUUAGCUCUUGGUACUGAGGUUAAUUGUGGGGAGCCUGCAUACAUCCAGGAUGGACAUAGAGGUGUACUAGUAAGUACAUUUAUACAUCUGUUUAACUGGUUUGCAACUUGUCUUGUCCCUGUUGCCUUCAAACUUUCUCAAGGUCUGUGGAAACACUCCUUGUGAUAACUUAUUUCUGAAGCUAUCAAAUGCCACUACCCUUAUUUUGUUCACUUUGCUUUUUCUACAAUGUCACUGGAUAGAAAGAAUCAGUGCUGUUCAACUGUGAACUUUGAC
Scleropages formosus (Asian bonytongue) is the source of this 1878-nucleotide messenger RNA. RefSeq lists its product as uncharacterized. The transcript is spliced from 7 exons. NCBI's taxonomy places the organism in Eukaryota, Metazoa, Chordata, Actinopteri, Osteoglossiformes, Osteoglossidae. The record is from RefSeq and is a predicted model, not a curated record. Bases 16 to 1275 code for a protein of 419 amino acids.